This is a messenger RNA of Exophiala xenobiotica, 1667 nucleotides long. RefSeq names its product dihydropyrimidinase. The record is from RefSeq and is a predicted model, not a curated record. Gene Ontology annotation, molecular function: hydrolase activity, acting on carbon-nitrogen (but not peptide) bonds. Bases 159 to 1643 code for a protein of 494 amino acids. The transcript is spliced from 5 exons. Gene Ontology annotation, cellular component: cytoplasm. NCBI's taxonomy places the organism in Eukaryota, Fungi, Ascomycota, Eurotiomycetes, Chaetothyriales, Herpotrichiellaceae.
GUUUGGCGCAGUGGGCGCACGGUUUGCGAUAGCGAGCUCGGCAAAGUCAAUGCGGGCAAUGACUUUAGCUGCAUUCGACAGAGACGGCUGCAGAAUGGGGAUCACUUCUUCUUCGAUACGGAGUACUCUGUGGCAUAUACCCUUGUCACGGCAUCAGUAUGGACGGCUUCGACCUCCUUGUCAUCAAUGGCAUUGUCGUGACAGCCUCUGACACGGCCAACUACGACAUCGCCAUCAAGGAUGGCAAGAUCGCCUUGCUGGCUCCGCCGGGCGUGCUUGCGACAAGUAGUGCGAAGAAGGUGAUCGAUGCAGAAGGCGGCUAUGUUAUGCCCGGCGGUAUUGAUUGCCAUGUCCAUCUUGAGGAGCCUGCACUGUUUGGAGGUAAAGGAAGGAGUUCGGACAACUUCGAGACGGGCACAAGAAGUAGCAUUUGUGGAGGAACAACCACCAUCGUAGCGUUUGCGCCUCAGCCAAAGACCAUACCCUCGCUCCUACAAUGUCUCGAAGACACCCACGCUCGAGCGAAGGACAAUUGCUAUACCGACUACUCAUUCCACCUGCUGGUCGGACACCCCGGCGAGCAAGCAUUGUCGGAGUUCCCUCGCCUGCGCGAACAAGGAGUCUCUUCACUGAAGAUCUAUAUGACAUAUGCCGCACUGCAGCUCCGAGACGAUGAGAUUCUUGAUGUGUUGCUGGCUUCGAGGAAAGAAGGCAUCACAACUAUGAUUCACGCAGAGAAUGGGGAUGUGUUGAACUGGAUGACAAAGAAAUUGGAAGAAAGGAAGCUGUAUGCGCCAAAGUAUCAUGCUACAUCCAGGCCGCAGAUCGUCGAGACUGAAGCCACCAACCGAGCAAUUGCCUUGGCAGAGUUGAUGGAUGCGCCCAUUCUGGUCGUCCAUGUCUCGUCUCCGAGCGCUGCUGCCCAUCUGCGGAAUGCUCAAACUCGUGGAUUACCAGUCUAUGCCGAGACUUGUCCUCAGUACCUCUUUCUCACCCGAGACCACCUGGACAGGCCAGACUUUGAAGGCGCGAAGUGCGUCUGCUCGCCUCCGCCCCGAGAAUCGGCAAAUGACCACGAGGCGAUCUGGCUGGGCCUUGCCAAUGGCACCUUCACAGUCCUUUCCUCCGACCACUGCCCAUUCAUGUACGACGAUUACGAAAAGGGCAAAAAGUCAAUCAUCAGCAAGGAAUACCCCGAAGGACGGUUCAGCGGGAUUCCGAAUGGAUGUCCCGGGAUUGAGACACGCCUUGCCUUGACGUUGAGUGCGAAUAGGUUGCCCCUGCAAAAGUUUGUUGAAGUCACCAGCACCAACGCGGCGAGAUUGUACGGGCUAUACCCGCAGAAAGGGACGAUUCUGCCUGGUGUUAGUGAUGCCGAUCUGACCAUCUGGUAUCCUCCUGGCGAGUUGGGAACAUUCAAGCUCACCAACUCUAUGCUUCACCACAACGUAGAUUAUACACCCUUUGAGGGCAUGGAGCUGAACCAGUGGCCGAGAUAUACCAUUCUCAGAGGGGAAGUGGUAUGGGACAGAGACAACGGGGGGCUAUUGGGCAAGAAAGGUUACGGACAGUUCGUGGCAAGAGGCAAGAGUACCCUUCCGGGACCGAGGAAGGAAGGAGAUUGGGAUGUCAGUACUUUUUGAAUGGAGAUCAAGAAUCAUUCCACG